AUGACCGGUGGCAGUACCGGUAACGCCGUCAUCGUCUUCUCGCAGCCGGGUGUGCGGCCACCCGUCCAUGUCACCACAUCGCUGAGUGGCUGGACGGUCCUCGAAAUGGACGCAGACAAGACACAGGAGGAUUCAGAUGAGUUUGUGUUCAAGAAGGAGUUUACCGACGUUGCAGAGGGCACCUACCAAUACAAGAUUCGCAUCGGAGAUGACCAUUGGGUUCUGGACGAAUCGACCGAGUCAGCCCCCGACGAACAUGGCAAUCUGAAUAAUGUGAUUCGUGUCCAAGGACAGCCAGCUCCCUCAACAGAUUUUCAAGACGAGGAGCAUCUGCCUGAUGGUCAUCUUGAGCCCGUCUCUUUGCCGUCCGAUCCUGGCAAGGACGCGGCAGACGCCGAGCCUGACCCGGACGAGGCCAAGGUAGACUCUCCUGUCGAUCCUCCGUCGUCAAAGUCUGCAAAAAUUCCGCUGUUGGUUGUCGAGAAGACUGAUGAUGAGCCGGCGCAUGGGGACGACUUUGGGGAGCGUGCGACAUCUGGUCAAAAGCUGGCUCACCAACAACGAGCUGCCGAUGCUUCGCCAGAUUGCCUUGUCAUAGCAGCUGAGAGCUCGGUAUCAUCUUCACCCGGCGAUGAAGAGGCUACCCCAUUGUUUCGCCACGAAUCCUUUAAACCCGACGAACGUUCUACAGCUUCCUCCAUCGACACUGUUGAUGAAGAAUCUAUCCAAUCCUCGACAGAUCAGACUAGCUCAGGAAAUGUUAUAAAUACGCCCUCGGAGCCAAAUGAAUCACAAGAUGAUGGUGAGCUUGGUAAUGGUCCCCUACUGAACCAUGAGACUGGUUCUACAAGCCAAAUGGAUGAGCUCCAGGCGGCCCCAUUGUUCUCACACGAAGAUGGAAACGACCAAGAAGAGAUCAGCGAGCUGGAUAAGCCCCCGCUGUUCCCCCAUGAGAUUGCACUGGAUGAUGAUGACUGUUCCUCGGGCGGUGAAGACGAGCUCGACAAGGCCCCACUGUUGUCUCAUGAGACGGGCUUCUCGGAUUAUAAGAGGAGCGAGAUUGUCACUAACGGUGAAUACGAAGAGGACGAUAUGGACGACAUGGAGCCUCAGCAUUACGGGCCCUACGGCGACGAAGAUGACGUACCUCUCCUACCCCAUGAACGCGACUCAGCGGUUGUCAGUAAGACUGAUUCAGAGGACGACGAGCACUUUUCUUCAAGCCAUCAGCCAACUUUUGGGUACGAGACUGACGCUUCACACCAAUUGUUUGGAGGAAAUCGGAUUCCAAAUUUCUUCAGGACACGGACAAACAGUAGUACUCUUCCUCACAAGUUGCCGCGGACUGACGAAGACGAUGAUAAUCUGGACGAUCCAUCAUUGGAGCCAUUCCCAACGAACCGCGACCAAAUCUUCGAGCGGGUCAAGUCCAUUGGUCUCCAUCUCCCAGAAGAUGAACCUACAGAUGACCACAGCCACUCGCCACAAUUCUCAGUUCUCUCGCAGGCCUGCUCAUCAGCUGACCUCGCGCCCGUCAAGUCCUACACCUCACUCGCGUCCGUUCCGGAAGCGGACUGUAGUGACGAAGAGGAAGAAGACGAGGAUGUCGAGAGCCUCGCAUCACCAAUUAUGAUCGGUGGUGCCUUUACUCGUGCAUUUGACAAGGCAGCUGAUACAGCGCGUGACGAUCUCAAAACGCCCGCAGCAAACGAGAGCAAACAACUUCAACUCCCCGACGCGUUUGAGCCGGAAGUCUCGUCAAGUCCACAAACGACCAUGUCCAGUGAGGCAGAGGGUGUGGACAAGACUGAUGGCGCAAAGGACACUGUUAGCACCACGGACAAGCUGCAAGAUGCCAGUGCACCAUCUAGCCUUGCUUCUAAUAAUGUCUCGGACACCGAUACGCCAUCGACUUUCCAAGAUGGUGAGCCCACCAGCGCUGCCGUAGACUCUGCCACUGCGCCUCUCGACUCCACACUCCGCGAACGUCGCAAAGCCCCGGAGACCAACCCAUCACACGCCCAAGACCACAUGCACACAGAUGCAGAAACACAAGAUACUGGUUCUAUUGGUCGAUUGAUCAAGAAAUGUGCGGGUGAUCGCAGAAAAGCGAGGUGA
Plenodomus lingam JN3 is the source of this 2118-nucleotide messenger RNA. The record is from RefSeq and is a predicted model, not a curated record. Lineage: Eukaryota; Fungi; Ascomycota; Dothideomycetes; Pleosporales; Leptosphaeriaceae.